AGGAACCAGGUCAUGGUCGAGGGAUCUUGGGGAUGGAGGUACUAAAACUAAGCCGCGAUACGACACGGCGAAGAACAAUUUAGCAAGGAAAAGAAUAUAAUGAAAUAUAACGAAAGGAAAGAUACAAUGAUGCUGGAGCCAAGGUCCAUAUUAUACGAUGAUGAUAACGAUACUAGUGAAGCAACUUGGAAACGAAAAGUAUGCCUCAGGGUCGCGUUCAAUGUAGAACUGUUCAAGUCCAGUCCCAUCAGCAAUAUCUUGGAGGGCGGCUCUGGUUUGCCCUAUGGUCAGCAUCUUCAACGUGCAGCAUUUCCCCAGACUCCCCCAGAAGGCCAUUCUGUUACCAACUUCGGGCUGUUCCUCAAAGAUCAGGUGCUCCAGGUGCUCUUGUGCGUUCCUAGUAUCCACACUCGUCUCCCUUCUUGCUGUCUCCCUUGCAUUUGGUGUUUGUUCUCAAUGAAGUCAUCCAGUUCUGCUCCCAGCCGGUGUGUAGCCAGUUCCUGCCCUACAGCAGCCUGGGUGUGCUUUCCCAAUGUAGGUUGUUCAGAGCCUGGGGCAGUAGCUGAGACAAUUGCCUCCAACUCUUUUGUUGGCAUGGUUGCUAGGCCUGGGAUAUGCCCAAUAUCCUCACCAUCCAGGCUGGGGUCCCCCUGCUUUCUAUCCUAGGUGGUUCUCCUCUGCUUCAUAGUCCAAGAUACAUAAGUACACUUUAUCCUUAUUCCUGCAAUGGCGGCCAGGAGUCUUCUGGGGACCGUUUAUAGGAGUGAAUUUCCACAAAAUGACAACCUCUUCUCCAGCAGACUCCUCAAUUUCUUCAACAUGAUUCUCAAUUGCUAGGUUUCACUCUGCUGUAAAGUCCUCAGCUUGCAUGAGAUAGAAGUGGAACUCCAUCAUCUAUGCUAGAAGUCCGUCACUGUAAAGGGGGGCGUACGUGCGUUGUUCCCUGCGACAGGAACUGGGUUGUGAUCGAGGGAUCUCAGGGAUGGACACACUGAACGAUCUAACAAGGAAACGAUAUUAUAAAAGAAGAAACACAACGAUGAAGGAGCCUCGCUCCAUUCUAUACGAUGAUGAUGACGAUACUAGUGAAGCAACCUAGAAGCCAAAAGAAUGCUCAAUUUCU
Molecule: messenger RNA, 1123 nt
Organism: Monascus purpureus
Lineage: Eukaryota; Fungi; Ascomycota; Eurotiomycetes; Eurotiales; Aspergillaceae
Source: the annotation of a GenBank genome assembly